CCGCUGUGACCGAGGGGACGAGACAAGAUGGCGGCGCUGGGGGCGCCCCGGGCCCCGCGGCUCCCGAGGUCUCAGCUCCUGCUGCUCCCGCUGCUGCUGGCCGCAGCGCUGAGCCUUCCCCGGGCCGCCGGGGCCGCUUCGGCCGAGGCCUUCGACUCAGUGCUGGGCGACACGGCGUCCUGCCACCGGGCCUGCCAGAUGACUUACCCUCUUCACACAUAUCCCAAGGAAGAGGAGUUGUACGCCUGCCAGAGAGGCUGCAGGCUGUUUUCAAUUUGUCAGUUUGUGGAUGAUGGAAUUGACUUAAAUCGGACCAAAUUGGAGUGUGAAUCUGCUUGCACAGAGGCGUAUUCCCAGCCUGGCGAGCAGUUUGCUUGCCAUCUGGGCUGUCAGAGUCAGCUGCCGUUCGCCGAGUUGAGACAAGAACAACUCAUGUCUCUGAUGCCCAAGAUGCAUCUGCUUUUCCCUUUGACACUGGUGAGAUCAUUCUGGAGUGACAUGAUGGACUCAGCACAGAGCUUCAUAACCUCUUCAUGGACUUUCUAUCUUCAAGCUGAUGAUGGGAAAAUUGUCAUCUUCCAGUCUAAGCCAGAAAUUCAAUACCCAGCCCAAGGGGAUCGAGAUCACCCUGCACAUGAAAAAAACACACCUUUAAAAAAAAAGGCCUCAAAUCCACAGCCAGCAGGCUCUCAAACCCACAGAGGCUACUUUGAAGAUGGAGAAAGUGACAGCUUUUUUAAAUGCCUCUCUCUGAACUCUGGCUGGAUUGUGACCAUCACCCUCGUACUCUCAGUGCUGGUGUUGCUCUGGAUCUGCUGUGCCACUGUUGCCACAGCCAUGGAACAGUAUGUGCCACCUGAGAAGCUGAGCAUCUAUGGAGACUUGGAGUUCAUGAACGGCCAGAAGCUGCCCAAGUGCCCACCUUCUUCCCUUGUGGCGGUUAGAUGCCAGGCUGAGGAUCGCGAAGAAGCUGGGCCUCUCCCUGCCAAAGUGAAUCUCACUCAUUCAGAAAUCUAACGUCGUUUUUUAAAGAAAAGUUAAUUUAAAAGACACUCUAACUUUCCGUUCCUGAUGUGGCUUUUUUUUCCCAUUGGUUUCUUUGGAUAUGGGGCUUAGGAAAUCCGCUGAAAAUGCAAAUAAAGUUACCAAUCUGG
Messenger RNA from Gracilinanus agilis (Agile Gracile Mouse Opossum), 1154 nucleotides. It is a transcript of the gene TMEM59, whose product is annotated as transmembrane protein 59. The transcript has 8 exons. The coding region runs from base 28 to 1017 and encodes 329 amino acids. The record is from RefSeq and is a predicted model, not a curated record. Lineage: Eukaryota; Metazoa; Chordata; Mammalia; Didelphimorphia; Didelphidae. Gene Ontology annotation, cellular component: late endosome; lysosome. Gene Ontology annotation, biological process: positive regulation of autophagy.